AUGGGAUCCGAGAGAAGGUGGGUUAUCACCACCUGGGAGCUUGAGGACGAAGAGCCAGGACCCUUUCCCAACCUUGUUGGUGAGCUCUUCUAGUUGAUAUCUGCUAACGUGUCACUAAUGUAUUUAAUCAGUGGACCUGGUAUGGAUGAAUAUCCACAAGUUGGUUUGUUUUCUACAGAAGAUCAUGAAAAUGGGAAAAUCCAUGAUGUAAACAAAGCCCUGUGCUACGGGAGCUCCACAAGCAACGCAGCCUUCACCACUGAUGCCAAUGACCAGGCAACCCAGUUUUCAGAGCAGGAAUUGAACAUCAGCAAGAAGGAGCAUCGGGGGCUGCGGGAAUGCCUUCCCCCUGCGCUCUCCGAAGGCUCCCAGCUUUGUCAGAUAUUAACAAAUGAUUUGGAUCAAGAAAACACUCUAAUUUCUCAAGUUCUUUAUUCCCUUGUUUCUCCACACUUACUGAAAGAAAGCCUCUUCCAGACUGUUUGUAUUACUGGAGAAAUAUAACUCUCAGGAUGCUUACAUUUGGGAGGUUAUGUCAUGAUUCGCAUCACGUCAGCUUGGAGAGCAAAAUUCAAUGUAUCGACCGGCAACGCAGGGGGGCAUUUUAACAUUCUGACCAACCCAGACACCAAGGUAGGGAUCUGAAAUGUCACCGAGGUGAAUCGGGAUGGCUCCCGGCUGCCCUGGAGGGACCUGCUCCCCUGGUGCAGUGCAGGUGAUGCUUGCCGACAGCCCACCUGCCUUUCACCUGUGGACUUCAUCCUUACUGACGAGGGUGGUGCCAGGCCUGGGAUUCCGUUGGGAAUGUUUAAUGCUCUGGAUCGGAUAGAAUUGAACCUGACCUGGUUCCCCGGAUGUCACCUGUGGCCACCCUGGGAAACCUGGAGCCCGGGCGAGCCCACAGUCGGCGCCUCGCGUGUACAGGUCGGGGAGCUGCUCAAGACCAUUUUGACUGAAUCGAUCGCCCAAGAAAAUGAACUGGUUCAUGAUCUGGCAAAUUGAGUGACCGUAGACGAAAACUGAGGAGCAGUCACCACCUCAAAGUGAAUUGACAGGGAACCCCCUUACGUCCAGGAGAGCUUUCACAGGGUCGUUGUUCACACCGUUGAUGAUGGCCCCCCGCUACGGGCCAGUACGGGGACCCUAAGGCUCUUCCUAUCUGACAUCAACGGCAAGCCCCAGCUCUCUCACCACGUGGAGGUCUCUGAUCUGCGCUGACUGAGCCCCCCCCCCCCCACUGACAUCUGGAGCCCUCCCGAAUUGGAUGAUACCCGGAGAAAUGCAGAAGCCACGUGGAAACUGGGGAAAAAUUGGGGGUUGGCUUCACAGGCGUGA
Molecule: messenger RNA, 1335 nt
Organism: Choloepus didactylus (southern two-toed sloth)
Lineage: Eukaryota; Metazoa; Chordata; Mammalia; Pilosa; Megalonychidae
Gene: CDH26
Product: cadherin 26
Biological process (GO): homophilic cell-cell adhesion; adherens junction organization; calcium-dependent cell-cell adhesion
Cellular component (GO): adherens junction; catenin complex; membrane
Molecular function (GO): cadherin binding; calcium ion binding
Source: RefSeq, a predicted model, not a curated record